Strongylus vulgaris is the source of this 309-nucleotide messenger RNA. The record is from the annotation of a GenBank genome assembly. NCBI's taxonomy places the organism in Eukaryota, Metazoa, Nematoda, Chromadorea, Rhabditida, Strongylidae.
AUGUCCAACUUGUGGAUGGACGAUGGCCAGCAGGAUGCAUGGUACGGGCAGGGUCAAAGUGCAUCCCAAUCACAAAUGAAUUGGGGACAAUUCGAUUACUCUCAACCUCAGCAACAAGCUCCUACGCAGCAAUUUAGCAAAGAUCAAACUUAUUACCAACAGCAAACUCCCUACACGCAAAACCAGGAUUACUAUGGGGGUCAAAUGUUCUUGCCGAAUGCCGGAUUGAGCGGUAAGUAUUUUCUGGGUGUUCAGCAUGAUGUCAAGCAUAUUCAAGCGGGUUUUUCUACUCUUAUUCUUAUGCAUUGA